UUUCCAAAAUCAGAAGAAGAGCAUCAUGAAAGUUAUUGUAGUAGUUCUCCUUUUCGUGGGUUUAGCUCAGAGCGAAAAAAUUUUAUACUCGCCGGAAUUUAUUCAAAAAAUUGCUGAUGCAAGGCUCGAAUGCGCCAAUACCGAGAAAGUAGAUGUAAAGCAGUUGGUGUAUUUAGACAGCAUCGACGGUUACCCGACCUUCGAAGAAGUUAAAUGCCACAGUUUAUGUAUGAUGAAUAAGUUCAAUAUAUUGAAGGAUGACCACACUCUCAAAAUGGAGGAACUCAAUCCGAUAUUCAAAGAAAAUACUUUGAAGAAUACUCUCGUCACUUUGGAAAAAUGCCAACCAGAAGAUAAGAAAUUUGAUACCUGCGAGAAAGCAUACAAUGCUCAUCUUUGCGUUCUUAAAAACAUAUAAAAAAAAGUGAUUUAUACAUUUCGUUGCAAGUAAAUAAUACUUUUGUAGUACUAAUAUAGAAUAUUCAACAUUUUUUUCAGUAUCUGUUGUUUAUUGAACUUUGUCCAAAUAAUAAACUUUUGGGCUACUUUAA
This is a messenger RNA of Nicrophorus vespilloides, 551 nucleotides long. RefSeq lists its product as uncharacterized. Gene Ontology annotation, biological process: sensory perception of smell. The record is from RefSeq and is a predicted model, not a curated record. Lineage: Eukaryota; Metazoa; Arthropoda; Insecta; Coleoptera; Silphidae. Gene Ontology annotation, molecular function: odorant binding. The coding region runs from base 26 to 418 and encodes 130 amino acids. The transcript has 2 exons.